Messenger RNA from Zonotrichia albicollis (white-throated sparrow), 809 nucleotides. NCBI's taxonomy places the organism in Eukaryota, Metazoa, Chordata, Aves, Passeriformes, Passerellidae. The record is from RefSeq and is a predicted model, not a curated record.
AUGGGGCCACGCGGCCUCGGGGCUCUCCCUGCACCCAGCAGGGGGGACAGGGCCAGGGGACAGCAGUGGUGGCACCUCUGCAGUGGUGGUGGCACCUCUGCAGCCCCUGAGCGCCCUGCACCGCUCUCCCUGCAGGUGGGGACCAACGGGGUCAUCUCCAGCCAGGAUUUCCCCAGGGAGACCCAGUACGUGGAUGACGAUUUCCCCACGGACUUCCCGGUCAUCGCCCCCUUCCUGGCCGACCUGGACACCUCUGGGGACAGAGGGAACAUCUACUACCGCCAGGAUGACUCCAGGGACGUGCUGGAGCAGGCUCUGGGAUACAUCCAGGCCGGCUUUCCCCGCUCUGCUGCCGCCUUCGUGCCCACCAAUGCCUUCAUUGCCACCUGGGAGGAGGUGGGCGCCUACCAGGAGCUCUCCCAGGACACCGAGCCCUCCACAAAGAGGGAGAGCAACACGGGGAUCCCCGGCGUGUGGGUUUUCCACGUGGGCAGCACGGAGCACGUGGAGCCGGGGGGUGGCCAGGGAGCUGCUCCUGCUGUGCCUCAGAGCCCCCCUGAGCCCCCCAACCCUGGCACCGCCAGCUACCCCCACCGUGCCUCCAGCCACACUGCCAUGGCCCAGCGUCCCAGCCACGGUGGCCCGGUGCUCCUGGGCUUUGUCCCUGCCAGGAGGGACACCCAGGAGCCCAGAGGGGACGGUGGCACCGGGCAGAGCUUCUCUGCCAACCCCUCCUCCUACAGCUCGGGCCAGCACGGCGUGGGCGUGGAGGAGGACGUGCAUUUCAACCCUGAUGUGUUCACCUACAG